Molecule: messenger RNA, 405 nt
Organism: Rotaria sordida
Lineage: Eukaryota; Metazoa; Rotifera; Eurotatoria; Philodinida; Philodinidae
Source: the annotation of a GenBank genome assembly
AUGAAUCUUUUUGGAAUUACGAUUUUCUAUAUAUUUAUUACUUCUAUCCAUGCGAAUGUUGCUCUUAUUUAUGAAAGUGCAAGUACAACAAUUUUAACUAAUACAAUUGAAUUUAACAUUAUAAUUGAUAGAAAAGUCGUCUCGGUCGAAUCAGAAACAAUUUCUGAUACAACAACUAUCAAUAUUGAUACAACGAAAACUGAUGACAAUGAUAGUUCUAGUGAUGUGACUGACACGACACCAUCGAGCAGUUCUUUGCGAACACUUUUAAAAGCUGAACCACCACCAACUCGUUCAGCACAAAUAGGUAUGAGCUUGGGUAUAACAUUUUUUGGAAUAAUAUUAAUUGGUGAAAUAAUAUAUUUUAAAUAUUUUUAUCAUGGUCAACGAAAUGAUAUUAUGUAG